UUGUUUUGGAAUUUGGAAUGAUAAUAGAAAAUUUCCGAUUUUGAAAUUUGAAAAUCUCAAUUCGAAAUAAUUAUUGAUUGUGUGGAAAAUUCGCCAAAUUUCCAUUCCACCUUCAUGUAGGUGAUAUUUUACUACAUGUAGGUAACCUUUCUUUUCUUUUUUUCAUUCACAAAAUAGUGUACUUUGAUAAUUAUUAAAACGUCAAUGGUGAUAAGACUGAUAACAACGACAAGUGAAGCUCGUCAAAUAGAAAUAUUGGCAGGAAAUACGACAUAUUUUACUAUCAAAGAGCAAUUUUUCCAUUCUUUUUAGUUAACAUCGACUUGGAACAUGUUCAAGGUAUUCGUACACUAGUCUAGGUUACUGUUCGGUUUAAUUAUUCGUAUACCAAAAUGACCAAGUUGAUAGAUUGGAUGGCUGCUGUAUGCGCCUUUCUGUCCAUAUGGUUAGCUUUACUGUACCAUUUUAUCGAAUUGGAAAUCAUCAACGAAUAUAGAGGUUUAAUUUCACUCCUUCCUGUGUUUACUGUGUUCAUAUUUGGUCUGUAUUCUGCUGGUACUGUUCUAUGGAGAGUGUAUAAUUUCAAUGAUUGUAACCAAGACGCCCUAGAUUUACAAAUGGAAAUCAAAGAUGCUAGAAAAGAUCUCAUUGCCAAAGGAUUCGUAUUCCAGUAAACUUCAAAAGUGAUCAGAUUACCUGUGUUUUUUUUAAAUCGGAUUUUUAUCUUUAUACAAUUAUAUGUGUGUCUGUAAUCAAGGGAAACGUAAGUAAUAAUUAUCUUAAUCUUCCUAAAAGGCAAUUGAAAUGUGAUAAAAUUGUGAUUCAGUUUACAAACUAUGCAAUUAUUAUAAUUAAUAUGGAUUAUAGUACCUAAUAAAAAUUGUAUUGCUAGUGUAAA
Planococcus citri (citrus mealybug) is the source of this 898-nucleotide messenger RNA. RefSeq names its product dolichol-phosphate mannosyltransferase subunit 3-like. The transcript has 3 exons. Gene Ontology annotation, cellular component: dolichol-phosphate-mannose synthase complex; endoplasmic reticulum membrane. The coding region runs from base 393 to 674 and encodes 93 amino acids. The record is from RefSeq and is a predicted model, not a curated record. NCBI's taxonomy places the organism in Eukaryota, Metazoa, Arthropoda, Insecta, Hemiptera, Pseudococcidae. Gene Ontology annotation, biological process: GPI anchor biosynthetic process.